AUGGAUGAAGAACUACAAGAAUUGCGAGAUUUGGUUGUUCAAUUAAGAGCUGAUAACGCGCGGCUGCAACAGGCUCAGGCACCGGUUGGGUUGCCUGUCCCUGAUGCUGCCCUCCCUAGCACCUCUGCGGUUCCGCCUGUUACGCCGCCGCCAUCUGGCGUUACACCAGAGCGGUUUGUUUUUGUGCCACGAGAUCGGCGGUGCCCGAAGUUUAAUGGUAAAUCGGGUUUGACUAUUGACGAAUGGGUUGAGGAGGCACAGGCAUGCAUGAGGUUGCGCUAUAUGUCAGUAGCUGAUAAAGCUUUCUUUUUAAUUGAUCAUUUAGAAGGAGAGGCCAGAGAGGAGAUCAGAUAUCGUUCUGAUUUAGAACGUGGGGACCCCAACCGAAUUAUUCAGGCAUUGCGUGACGUCUAUGGUUGCUCUCAGUCAUAUGUAGCCUUGCAAGAAGCCUUCUUCUCAAGGAAGCAACUCGAGGUUUCUAAAUUGAUUUCUCCUUGCCCACAUGUGACCGCUCUCAUAGGGGGUGUUGCAGUGCCCUGUUUGGUUGACACCGGCUCGAUGGUGUCAACAAUUACAGAGGGUUGUUUUCGGCAACAUUUUGAGCCAUGGGGCCUGGACCGCCUUCAAAGUUGUCAGUGGUUGCAGUUACGAGCAGCUAAUGGGCUCACUAUUCCAUAUGUGGGCUACUUUGAGUUAGAUGUAAAACUUUGUGGCAAGUUGGUUACUGGGUGCGGCCUUCUGGUGGUUCGGGACCCUCUAGAAGGUAUGAGUCUGGAAGUUCCUGGGGUACUGGGGAUGAACAUCCUCUCCCGGUGCUACCAGGAACUGUUUGGACAGCAUGGUAAUGCUCUGUUUAACCUACCUUUACUAACACAAUUGCCUAGUGUGUCGAGCGCCUUACAGUACUGUCAUCAAGUAAGUGCUAGGAAACCUUCUGAUCAUGUGGGGUGCGUGCGGGUUCGUGGGCGUAGAGUGUGUCGCAUCCCGGGUGGCACAAUGAAGUUAGUGGCUGCAACCUGUUCGGCCCACUAUUUUGGCCAUGUCGUUUUGUUUGAGCCCCCAGAGUCUGGUCUUCCUGCUGGACUUUUGGCAUCACCAGCUUUGGUAAGCGUAAAUCGGGGAACAGUCUAUGUACCAAUAGUAAAUGUUGGUGCAGUGGAGGUAGUGCUUCGUCCUGCAACAAUGAUGGGUAAUUUGAAAGAGGUCUAUAUAGUUAGUCUGCCAGCUGGGGUUAGUGAAGAAAAACCAGUGGCUGCUAUGAUUCAAUCUCAUAGUGUGGUUGGGAGUCCUUCUUUUUUUCAACAGAUUGAGUCACUUGAUCUAUCUGUUCUGUCUCCACCUGAGCAGGUUCGGGCUCUUCUGCAGAAGUACCAAGCUGUGUUUUCGGAUCAUGAGAGUGAUCUGGGUUGUACCAGUCUUAUCUCCCAUGACAUACCGCUGUUGGAUGAUGCUCCAGUGCGCCAACGCUAUCGGCGAAUACCACCAUCUGAGUAUGAGGUAGUAAAAACCCAUAUUAAUCAGUUGUUAGAGGCUGGAAUAGUUAGGGAGAGUUGCAGUCCUUAUGCGUCCCCGAUAGUCUUGGUAAAGAAGAAGGACGGUGGCCUGCGCAUGUGUGUAGACUACCGUCAUUUGAAUGCCAAGACUAGGAGGGAUGCAUUCCCUCUGCCUCGCAUUGAGGAGUCCUUGGACUCCUUAUCUGGUGCUCGCUGGUUCUCUACGUUGGAUUUGGCCAGCGGGUAUUUGCAAGUUCCAGUUUCUGAGCAGGAUAAGCCGAAAACUGCGUUCUGUACACCGUUUGGAUUGUUUGAAUGGAACCGUAUGCCCUUUGGCCUUUGUAAUGCUCCAAGUACAUUCCAAAGGUUGAUGGAGCGGUUAUUCGGGGACCAGCGGUGUCAGUCCCUGCUUUUGUAUCUUGAUGAUGUUGUGGUGUUUUCUUCCUCCAUAGACCAACAUUUGGAGAGGCUGGAGAUGGUACUAGGUCGUCUAGAGAAGGAAGGGCUCAAGGCCAAGCUGGAGAAAUGUGCUUUCUUCCGGCGUGAAGUAAAGUACUUGGGUCACGUUAUAUCUGCUCAGGGGGUAGCAACUGAUCCAGGUAAAAUAGAGGUGGUCACACAUUGGCGCUGCCCGGGGACCGUGUCCGAGCUACGAACAUUUCUUGGCUUUGCGAGCUAUUAUAGGCGUUUUGUGGAAGGGUUUGCUAAGCUGGCCGCCCCCCUCCACCGAUUAGUGGCAGAAGUUGGAGGGAGUAAGUCAGGUAAGCAUAGAAAACAGAGUUUGACUCAUGUAUGGACCGAGCAGUGUCAGAUGGCUUUUGAGGCCCUAAAGAGGAAGUUAACAUCCGCCCCAAUAUUAGCUUAUGCAGACUUCUCAAAGCCUUUCAUCCUGGAGGUAGAUGCCAGUUAUGGAGGUUUGGGGGCAGUUUUGUCCCAAGACUUCGAAGGGAAGGUUCGACCCAUCGCCUAUGCCAGUCGUGGUCUCAGGCCCUCAGAGCGAAAUAUGACUAAUUAUAGCUCAAUGAAACUAGAGUUUCUCGCCCUUAAAUGGGCUAUGGUUGAAAAGUUUCGUGAGUAUCUUUUGGGGCACAAGUGUAUUGUGUUUACAGACAAUAAUCCUCUGAGUCACUUGGCUACAGCAAAACUUGGAGCCACAGAGCAACGUUGGGCCGCUGAGUUAGCCGCAUUCGAUUUUGAGGUCAAGUACAGGGCAGGAAAGAGUAAUGGAAAUGCUGACGCGCUCUCCCGCCAGAAUUUGGUUGACAAGAGUGUAGUUGGGGAGUUAGCAGUUAGCUCUAAGAUUCCCGAAGCCUUGCAGCAGGCCAUUAGUAAGGGCUGUCCGGUCCAAGCAGAUAUGCGGACUAUAAGCACAUUGCCGGGCUACUCUGUCCCUGACCUUCGCUGUAUGCAAGAGGCUGAUCCUGUUAUUGGACCAGUAAUAAGGUUCUGGGAGCAGGGCCAACGUCCAGGAUUAGAGGAGCGGAAACUUCUAACCAAACCGGUCUUGACCCUACUCCAGCAGUGGAAUAGGUUUGAGGAGAGGGAAGGAGUUUUGAAGAGGUCUGGAUACAGCUGCACCAACAGCAUGGCCAUCAAGGAGUAG
Molecule: messenger RNA, 3096 nt
Organism: Danio rerio (zebrafish)
Lineage: Eukaryota; Metazoa; Chordata; Actinopteri; Cypriniformes; Danionidae
Source: RefSeq, a predicted model, not a curated record